Salvia splendens (bonfire salvia) is the source of this 748-nucleotide messenger RNA. RefSeq names its product NHP2-like protein 1. Gene Ontology annotation, cellular component: nucleolus; ribonucleoprotein complex. Gene Ontology annotation, molecular function: RNA binding. The record is from RefSeq and is a predicted model, not a curated record. Lineage: Eukaryota; Viridiplantae; Streptophyta; Magnoliopsida; Lamiales; Lamiaceae. Gene Ontology annotation, biological process: ribosome biogenesis. The transcript has 5 exons. The coding region runs from base 122 to 508 and encodes 128 amino acids.
UUAUACCCUACUCGCCCUAGACCCUAAUUCUUCUUGGCGGUCUCAAAACCCUAUAAAUCUUUUCCUCUUGAAUCCUCGGCACUCCCAAUUCAUUCUAGUUUGAGAGCUAUCCGCCAUAAUCAUGACUGCCGAAGCUGUGAACCCCAAAGCAUAUCCCUUGGCGGAUAGCCAGUUGUCGAUGACAAUUCUCGAUUUGGUUCAGCAAGCUGCCAAUUACAAGCAGCUCAAAAAGGGUGCUAAUGAAGCUACCAAGACUCUGAACAGAGGGAUUUCUGAGUUCGUUGUUAUGGCUGCUGAUACUGAGCCCCUUGAGAUUCUUCUUCAUCUCCCACUUCUUGCUGAGGAUAAGAAUGUGCCGUAUGUGUUUGUUCCAUCUAAGCAAGCUCUUGGUCGGGCGUGUGGAGUUACAAGACCAGUGAUUGCCUGUUCUGUGACUAGCAAUGAGGGAAGCCAGUUGAAAUCUCAAAUUCAGCAACUGAAGGAUGCAAUUGAGAAGCUCCUGAUCUGAUUGCGUAAAGCCUUAUCCAGCAUGAUGGGCCUCUGGAGCAACUCUUGCUGAGGCUUUGACUGAGUGAGUUUGGGAUUGUCUUGCCGUUGUUUUGCUUAUCUCUUGCCUGUCUGUAACCUAAUUCAUACGAUUACUUAUGUACUAUUGCCACACUAUAGUCAUGAAAACUUGUUUUUUGGUCUCUUGUUAUGAGGAUUGCCCUUUGAUAUUGAGUAAAAUUUGCCCUGUGGUUUUUUGGUA